Vitrella brassicaformis is the source of this 1071-nucleotide messenger RNA. The record is from the annotation of a GenBank genome assembly. Lineage: Eukaryota; Vitrellaceae.
CUCUCCACCUCCAUGGCUCCACCUCUUCUUCAAAGAGCAAACGGUUGCCCCCUCCCUCGCCGUCUUUCCGCGUCCUUGCCUCCCCCUGCCCUUCGCACCCGUCUCUUCGGCACACAGGAGACGAAGACCAUGAAUUGGAGACAGAGAUGGUGGAGUCUCUGGGCCUCCCAGAAGAUUGCAACAAGGAGGCUUGGGCAAUCGUACGCACCAAAGCAAAAGAAAGAAAACAUGCAGAUCAUUUCCUUCCAUGCACAGACCAUUGGCCGGGUUCGAGAGGCCGUGCACUGGCUCUUUGGCACCGACGCCCUUCUUUUCGGCUCAGCAGCUUACAAGCUGGCUUUAUGGGAGAGCGACGUCGACCUGUCAGCUGCCAUCCCGGCCGACAAGGCCGACCAGCUGCUGAGAGAGGGCGUGGUCGACGACCGUCAGCUGGCAGAGAGGGUUCACGAGCUUUCCAUGAGGGAGAAGGCAGCAAUGAAGGAGUACGAAGCCGCCCAAAGGGAGAGGAAGGUUAAACACGAUCUGAAACAAGUGGAGGUGAGACAAGAGUGGAAGGAGCAAGAGCACGCGGCGUUGAAAGCAUCUUCUGUUUCAUCCCAGCGGGAUGUGGUGGACGACGGCCUCAACGGGCUGCUCGCAGGGGCGGGUGAGGGGGCCAGGGCCGGCUGGCGGUCUGGCCUGGAUCACCGAUCCGACGACGCUGGAGAGCUGCGCGAAUGGGUGUGUUGACAGACAGACAGACAGACAGAAAGACAGUCGGACAGACAUCUGCUGUGUCCGUGCUGGUCGGUCAGGAUUCUGAUUUCGUUUUGAGGUGACCCCUCUGGGCCAGCUUACGCCCAUGAGCAACUCGCAGCUGCCCUCCCCACGGCAGCACUGGUACGACAACCGGCCCAUCCUCUCACCAGUGCCGCCAUCGAGGCCGCUGCCGGAGGGGGACGCACGGCUGAGCGGACUGGCGGGCGGCGCGUCUGCUGGUGGCCAUAGCCUGGAGCUGAGUGCGUCGGUUGACGACACCAUCAGCAAGCUGCGCGAGAUCGCGCGCGGCUGGGGGCGGACAGGGCACUGAGG